AUGUUCAGAUUUUUAAACUUUGUGUUUAAUAUUAAGAUGUAUAUAUCUUCAUAGGGUAAGUAAUGUAAAGAAUGUAUAAAUGUAAAACAAAAGAUUUAAGUGGAAGGGAUUUAUGAAAAAUAUGAUUGGUUUAAUAUUCCAGAUUGUAAUAAAUGUGUAAAUUAAUCAGAUAAUUGUAUUUUUUGUAAUGAGAAAUUUGAUUUAGUUGUUAAUAAAUGCAUUUGUAAUUAAGGAUAUUACAAACAUAAUUCUGAUUUUUUUAAAUGUUAAUUUACAUGUAAAAUUUGCAUUUCCUAAUAAACUUGUACAUAAUGUUCUUAGAUCUAAAAUAUAUUAUUCUUGAAAAGGUUCUUGAGUUUGUUAAUAAGGAUAUUAUUUAUGUAAUGAAAACUAAUGUUUAGAAUGCAACUUGAGAUACAAAUCUUGCACUUCAUAAACUGAAUGCACAAACUGCUUUAUUGAAUAGAAUAGAAUUUUACAAAAUAAAGAUUGCAUCUGUAAUUCUGGCUAUUUUGAAUCUGAAAAUUAUCAGUGUUUUUCAUGUAAUUCAAUUGAUGGUAAAAGCAAGGAAGAUUGCAAAUAUAUAGAUUGUACUGAUAAACAAUGGACAUAUGGAGAAUAUUGCGAUGAUGGAAAUACAAUUGAAAGAGACGGAUGUACCAAUUGUAAAAUAGAUCCCAAUUAUAUAUGUAUCAAUAAUAUACUUGAACCUUCAAUUUGUUAAAAAUGUAGUGACAAUUGUAAUUAAUGUGAUUUUAAUUACGCAAUAAAGGCCACUAUUUAUACUGAAUGUUAGUAAGGAUAAUCAGUUUUUGUUAAAUGUGCUCAAAAAUAAUGUCUAUAAUAUAGUGUAUCUAACUUCAUUCCGAUUUAAAUAAAAUAACUAAGGGUAGUGUUUAAAAUGUAAAGAUAUUGUUGGCUUAUACUCUAAUUUUGAAAAUAACACAUGUUAUUAUAAAUGUGGAGAUUUAAUAAUGAGUCUCGAUGAAGAAUGUGAUGAUAGUAGUAUGUUAAAUGGAGAUGGUUGUGAUCGCACAUGUAGAUUAGAAAAAGAAUUUAUCUAUAAAGAUUCUGUUAGUAUCAAACAGAUUUACCAAUAUCAAUUUUAAUAUCAGCAGGUGAUCAAUCUAUAUACAAUAAUGUUAGAUUAGUUUAAUUAUCAUACAACAUGUUCAUAAAAUUGAGCAAUGAUACAGAUUAUAUUAAGGAUGUUGAAGUAAUCAUUCUAAAUUAUUAAGAAGAAAUAAACAUAAAGUAAUACUGUGACAUUACCUCUGAUUUGAAAAUUGUUAUAAUAUUGAAUACCAAUAUUUUAUUUGUAAUUAAUCCAAACUCAACUUAACUGUUACUUUUUAGAUAACAUUUCAUUAAAGCAUAAAGAAAUAAGACCUCAAAAUUAGCUUUACAAACCUUUCUCAUUUUAAAUCAAGUGAUGAUUAUAUAACUAAUAGGUUUUUUUAUUAUAUCAAUAUAAUAGAUUGUAAAGACUAAUAAUUAUUUUUGAAACUCUAACAACCUAAAUUGCUGAAAUUCUUUUUGUUGAUGUAACUACAGUUGAAUAAGUUGAAAUGCCUUCUUCAAGCAAUUAAUAUAUUUUGUAUGCUAUUGGAACAAUAAGUGGAACUGCUCUUCUAUUUGGAGGGUUAGAUAUUUUUUAUAAUCUUCUAGAUACUAUACAAAUAUUGUCAUAUCUAAAGUAUAUUGAUUCUUAAUUUCCGUUUAAUUUAUAAUGAAUUUGUACAAAUGAAUUUCAUUUAAAAAUAUUUCACUAUUUAUGACCUUUUUAAUCUAUGUCCGAUUAAUGAAAACUUUAACAAUAUUCCACUCAAAAUUAAAUAAGAUGAUUUAACACCUCUGUUUAUAAUAAACAGUGCAACAGUUAUUUUCAUUUGGUUUACUUAAAUUCUGAUAUACAUUGUUUCAAAAAAGAUUCCAUACUACUAACAUCGACUUGAUUUCAAAUAUAGUUUAAAUUUAAAUGAGAAUAUUCAUAAUAUGAUGAUAUACCAAAUUAAAAAACCAGCUUGA
Molecule: messenger RNA, 2028 nt
Organism: Paramecium pentaurelia
Lineage: Eukaryota; Ciliophora; Oligohymenophorea; Peniculida; Parameciidae
Source: the annotation of a GenBank genome assembly